Molecule: messenger RNA, 210 nt
Organism: Rotaria sordida
Lineage: Eukaryota; Metazoa; Rotifera; Eurotatoria; Philodinida; Philodinidae
Source: the annotation of a GenBank genome assembly
AUGGAAGCUAAAGAAUCAUCAGCAACGAUUUUGUUUCAACUUUGUGUAAGGUUAAUGAUCGAAGUCGAAUGAGUGAUUCGAUUUGAAAAUGAGACAGAAAUAACUCAGAUUGAUGUGGUGUAUCAUCAGCAUCGGAAAGUAUCAAUGAAACAAUUUGAUCCGGUCGUAUUUGUUGACAGAUAGAGUCAAAGUGAAAUUUAAGAAUUGACU